AUGUACAAGAACAAUUGGACUAGUUGGACAUUGGUGAAUUUGAUGGCACCUUAUGAUUUAAUAGAUAAUUAUCAAAACUACAUCGAUAAUAAUCAACUCGUUCAUCAGCAAUUAUAUUAUUGUCGUUGCAAAAAUGAACAAACGUUUGGUCCACACUGUCAAUACACUUUCAGAGGACAGUAUGAAUAUCGACGUUUUCAUGAAUAUUUUGGUGCGUAUUAUAAUUUUAAGAACGAUAUGCCAAUAGAAUCCAUGUAUGAAAUCACCAAUGGAACAUGUUAUGUUGAUCUAAACUGUACGGUGAAUAGUCUAUGUUUGCAAUGGAAUGAAGUGUGUGAUGGUAAACGCGAUUGUUUCAAUGGUGAAGAUGAACAAAAUUGUUCGAUAUUUGAAUUCUUCGAAUGUAAUGAUGACUAUCGAUGCUUGAACGGAUUUCAUUGCGUACCAAAAGAGUUUACGAUGGAUUUUAGUUUGGACUGUACCGAUGGUAGUGAUGAGCAAGUUUAUACUAUUUGUAGUUCAAAACUGUUUCCAUUUGAAUGUUCAGAUGUUCACUGUGGCUGGGAAUCGUUUUCAUGUGGUGAUGGCGAAUGUAUUGAAUUUCAAUUCAAUUCGAAUGAUCCGGAUGAUGAGCAUUGUGAAAAUCAGCGUGAUUGGUAUUAUAUACAGAAUCUUUUGAUCAAAUCCGAGACGAUGAAUGAAGAUUGCUGGACAUCGGUCUUGUGUUUAUUCGGACUGGAGAAAUAUUUUCCAUUUGAUAUUACAAAAUGUGUGAGAAAACUCAAUGAAUGCACUGAGUUGAUUCGUUUUCCAUUUACAAAAUAUUUAUAUUUGAAUUAUCAUGUUUACUUUCUAUAUGAAAAGGAAACAUCGAUGAACAAAACUCGAAAUAUGAUUAAUCCAGAUUAUAUUUGCUAUGACGGACAACGGUGUUCGAAAGUAUGUUCACAAAAUCGAACAAUAAUGGAUGGUAUUCAUACAUGUUGUCCCAUCAAGUUUCGGAAGAGUUUUCGAAAAAGUGAAUGGGCAAAUUUGUAUAGUUCGGUAUCUGGCGUCUUCGACAAGCAAUGCUUGUCAAUCUAUUAUCCUGAAUUAGAUUCUAAUCGAACGAAUAAUUGUUCUAACUCUUUAUUUCAUUGCCCAAAUACACAGAAAUGCAUUUCUCGUCAUCGUGUUUUUGACGGUGUUCCAAAUUGUUAUGAUGAAUUUGAUGAAGAUAAAAAUGUCGACUCGUGCCAACUAAAUAUUCCCAAUCGUUUUCAAUGUUCAACGUCGAAACAUCAAUGUAUACCCAAGUACUUUGUCAUGAAUGGUGAAAUCAAUUGUGUGGAUGAGUCGGAUGAAAAAUUCCCAGAAAAAUGUUUGUAUUUGUUUCAAACAAGCUACGCGUGUGACUUCAUUCGAGGAAUAACAUCGUUUCCUAUUCAUAAUUAUGUUUUUAAAGAUGUAUGUAACGGAAUAAUUGAACACCAAUAUGAAAAUGAAACCGACGAAAGUGAUUGCCAUCUUUGGCCAUGUGCAUCGCCAUCGACAUUGUGUAACGUCAAGUGGCAUUGUCCAAAUGGCUUUGAUGAAGUCAGAUGUCCUCACACUCAUCACUCAAAUACUUUUGAAAGAGUUUGCGAAUUAAACGAACAUGCAUGUAUCGAUGUCCUCACUCGGAAUUGGUCAUGUUUACCAUUAGAUCGUGCAGGUGAUCAAUCUGUUGAUUGUAUUGGUGGUAUCGAUGAACAAUAUAACAACUCAUGUAGCCAAAACACGACAUGUUUAUCGCCGAGCAAGUUAUGUGACGGAAUAGAUGAUUGCCCAUUCGGAGCCGAUGAAACAAUGGUGUGUCCUUGGUUAAAUAUAAAUUCGUCGAAGUGUGAUUUAAAACGAAACUUUCGCUGUCGAGAUGGAGUUUGUGUCAAUCGAAAAUAUCAAUGUGAUGGGAUAUUUCACUGUACCGAUAAAGCCGACGAAUGGUUUUGUUGGAAUAAAAAGCAUGCGACAUCGAAUCAGAAAACAAUGGUAGUUUCUCAGACACGUCGAGAUUUAUCAGGAAUCGAUGUAAACAAGCAUUCAUGGUUUUGCAAUUUGGGCUUUCCAAUUUAUGGAAUCGAUAACAAGACGAUCGAAAGUUGUUUAUGUCCACCAGCCUUCUAUGGUGAACGUUGCCAAUAUCAAUCAAAUCGAAUCAUUCUUACUUAUCGUAUCGAUGUUCCCGGAUAUCUGGAAAAUCAAAUGCUCAAAUUUGUCUUUUUUCUUUAUAAUACUAAUACAACAGAAAUAGUCGAUUAUGACGAGAUUGUAUUUUUACCACUAAGAACAACAUUUCAACCAACGAAACAUUAUAUUUAUUUAGUUUAUUCUCAAAAAGACAUUAGAAAUCGACAGAAUGGUAUGAUAUAUGCGGUUCAUGUCAAUGCUUAUUUUGUUACGAUCUCAAAUCUUGAAUUUAAAUGUGCUUGGCUCUUCGAUAUUCCUGGUCAUAUGAAUAUAUUACCGGUUCAAAGAAUUGUCAGUCGACUUAUAAUCGAUGCCCAACGACUCUACUUUCAAUGUUCAUCGAAAAGGUAUUGUAAUUCCAAUGGAUUAUGUAAACAGUACAUGAAUCACCCUGAUCUAUUCUAUUGUUAUUGUUAUUCACAAUGGUUUGGUAAUCAAUGUCAAUAUCGAAUUCCAUCGACUUUUUCGUCGGUAUGUUCAGCAGGAUCAGCAACUAUUUAUGAUUCAGUACAUAUGAAAUCGAUUUGUAUAUGUCUAUCGUCACAAACAGGCCCGACAUGUCGCGUUCCACGUGUGUAUUGUGAUAAAUCUAUGUGCAAAAAUAAUGGUAUAUGCUUAUUAAUGACUGCGCGUGAUUGGAUUGCAAAGACUGCUUGUUUAUGUUCGGAGCAAUAUGCGGGACAACAAUGUCAGGCUGAAUCAUUACAAACCUCGUUGAAAUUAUCCGAUUUUUUACUUGCAGACACGGAUUUAUCAGCAAUUAUUUAUUAUUUUGUUGUUUUUUUACCUACUAAUCUGACAAGCAGUGCCGUACCUUAUUAUCAUACUGAAGAAGAAGAAAUUUCAUUUAGGUUGAAUAUUAGACAAACAAAACUAAUGACAACAGAUUUGCAAUCAAUAUCGACGAUUUAUGUUCGUCGAAUGUAUUAUGGAACACUAAUAUCUGCAAGUGUAGAACAUUAUUUGUCAAUAGUGCAAGUCUAUUUUUCCAAUUUGACUGAACAAUUAUACUAUUACAAUCAUAAUUAUACAAAUUCAUCAAUGAAGAGACUAACGGUACCCAUUGGAGACAGUCGAUGUUUAUCCACACGUGACUUAUUCAAUACAACAGUAUUGGAAUCUCAUCCAUUGAAGCGUUUGAAAUACUAUCAUCAACCGUGUAUUGAAAAUCUGACGACAUGUUUUUAUGAUCAUGUUUAUUUAUGUCUAUGUAGUCAUCGGUAUAGAUUUGCUAAAUGUUAUUUAUUUUCAUACGAUCGUAGUCAAUGUUCGAGAAAUAUUUGUCAAAAUCAAGGUAAAUGUUUACAGGAUGAUGAACGAUCGAACACAUUGAAUACGAAAUGUUUAUGUCAAAAAUGUUAUCAUGGAAAGUUAUGUCAAUAUUCAACAUCGGAUUAUUCCCUUUCACUUGAUGUUUUACUUAGCGAAGGUUUAAAUCUUCCACUCAAUACACCAAUGUUCGAACAAACAAUUCUCAUACAAAUAUGUUUUUAUAUUAUCAUUCUCUUUGUUUUUCUCGGUUUGAUAUUUAAUUUGUUGACAUUUGUAACAUUUUGUCAAGCUGACACACGUGAGACCGGAAGUGGAAUUUACCUUUUGAUAUUAUCGAUUAUCAAUCAAUUCGAUUUGGUUUUGUUGUUAAUUCGAUAUUUCUUUCUGGUUCGAUUGGAGACGAAGUUGUACUUUUGUAAAUUGUUCGAAUAUUUAGCGAAAUUUUCUCCGGCGAUCAGUGAUUGGCUGUCGACAUUUGUGACAAUUGAUCGUGCUUAUUCCUUAUAUCUUGCUCCAAAAUUUGAUAAAGAAAUCAGUAGGAAAAUUGCGAAAAUUAGUAUUAUUUUAUUGAUAAUUCUUCAGUUGAUAAUUUAUUCGCAUGAGUUAGUUUUUCGACAAGUCAUUCAAGACCUAUUGGAUUAUGAGAAUAAUCGUUUAUGGUGUGUUCUUACAUUUGAGAAUUCCACUUGGGUGAACAAAUAUCAUGUCAUCAUGAAUAUUUUCAACAUAGUCUUACCAUUUAUAUGUAAUUUUCUUUGUGCAUUGUAUAUCAUUUGGAAAAUAGCUUUGUCACAUUUAAAAUUACAAAAAAAUCGGCAAUUUUCGUCGAUUUUAUAUAAUGAAUUCAUCAAACAUAAACACUUAUUGAUCUCACCAUUAUUAUUAAUUUUGUUGAAUGUACCACGUUUAAUAUUCAUGUUUAUUUUUGUAUGUUUUAAUUUAUCAAUUCAUUGGCAGAAAUAUUUAUCACUUUGUAUUUAUUUCUUCGCAUUUAUGCCAAGACUUUUGACCUUCUUCGUAUUUGUUCAAACUUCAACAUUAUACAGAGAUCAAAUGAAACUUUUUCUUAAAAAUGCUUUUCGCUUUCGUGCAUAA
Molecule: messenger RNA, 4575 nt
Organism: Adineta ricciae
Lineage: Eukaryota; Metazoa; Rotifera; Eurotatoria; Adinetida; Adinetidae
Source: the annotation of a GenBank genome assembly